Messenger RNA from Prosopis cineraria, 2426 nucleotides. RefSeq lists its product as uncharacterized. Lineage: Eukaryota; Viridiplantae; Streptophyta; Magnoliopsida; Fabales; Fabaceae. Gene Ontology annotation, biological process: regulation of photosynthesis, light reaction. The record is from RefSeq and is a predicted model, not a curated record.
CUUCUCACUUCUACUUCUCCCAUCCUGCAAUGCGUCUCAGUUGGACUCGGGUUAUCUUAGCAUCCCACAUGAGCUCAUGAUCACUUGCAGAGCUUCAAGCACCAAUGUUGGAGCUCAAUGCCCUCCGUGGUUACCAUCGAAAGCAAACCCACGAUUUCUGAGGAGCCAUUUCCCAGGCAAUUCUUCUCAGCUUGAGAAGGGUUUUGUGUUCUCCUCGACCAAGAGGGUCCAAUGGAAACCAGAAGUGACUUCUCUGGCAACAACAAUCGCUAUGACAGAAACCCCGGGAAGGAAGGCAAUGUUAGGCCAGAAGAUGUUGAGCGUGAGGUGCAUUGUGAGGUCGAAGUGAUAUCAUGGAGGGAACGGAGUGUUAAAGCAGAAAUCUCAAUCGAUGCAGAUAUCGAAUCCGUUUGGAAUGCUCUCACAGAUUAUGAGCACCUAGCUGAUUUUAUCCCAAAUCUUGUCUGGAGUGGGCGAAUUCCUUGCCCUUAUCCAGGAAGGAUAUGGUUAGAGCAAAGGGGCUUCCAAAGGGCAAUGUAUUGGCAUAUAGAAGCUCGCGUUGUAUUGGAUCUUCGAGAAUUCAUCAAUUCAGCAUGUGAUCGAGAACUUCACUUUUCCAUGGUUGAUGGAGACUUUAAGAAGUUUGAUGGCAAAUGGUCCUUAAAAUCUGGAACAAGGUCAUCAACAACUAUUUUGUCCUAUGAAGUUAAUGUGAUACCAAGAUUCAAUUUUCCAGCUAUUUUCUUGGAAAGGAUUAUCAGAUCAGAUCUUCCUGUCAACCUUCGAGCCUUGGCUUAUAGAGUUGAAAGGAACUUGUUUGGAAAUCAGAAUCCUUCAGUAGCAGAAGAUUUCUUGAAUAAAGGUUCUGUGGCUAUUAAUGAGUCGCCUGGCAAAAAGAUAAAUGGUACUUUGCAUGAAAGUGAUCAAUUGUCUCCUGGAGAAAGCAAAGACAGUCUUGCCAGCUCAAUUUCUGGCUCCUUGCCUGUAGCUUCCUGUGAAGUCAACAGCAAUUGGGGUGUGUUUGGAAAAGUUUGCAGACUUGACAAGCCUUGUGUGGUAGAUGAAGUUCAUCUCCGCAGAUUUGAUGGACUUUUGGAAAAUGGAGGUGUUCAUCGUUGUGUUGUUGCAAGUAUCACUGUUAAAGCUCCUGUCCGUGAAGUAUGGAAUAUUCUGACUGCCUAUGAGAGUCUUCCUGAGAUAGUUCCAAAUUUAGCAAUCAGCAGAAUUUUAUCCCGAGACAACAAUAAAGUUCGUAUUCUUCAGGAGGGAUGCAAGGGUCUGCUUUAUAUGGUACUUCAUGCUCGUGUGGUGCUAGAUCUGCGUGAACAUCUUGAAGAGGAGAUCAGUUUUGAGCAGGUUGAAGGGGACUUUGACUCAUUUCAGGGAAAAUGGAUUUUUGAGCAACUAGGGAAUCAUCAUACUUUGCUGAAGUACUCUGUGGAGUCAAAAAUGCGUAAAGACACAUUCCUUUCUGAAGCAAUCAUGGAGGAGGUUAUUUAUGAAGAUCUCCCAUCAAACUUAUGUGCAAUAAGGGAUUAUGUAGAGAACAGAGAGGCAUCCAAUUCAUCAGAAGAGAGUGAGCAGGAAAGCGAUUCAAUGCAUCACGUUGUUUCAUCUGACUUUGAACCAGACAAUGGAUAUAGUUCACCUGGGGAUAUUUCUAAUGAUGAUGAUGAAAGUUCAUCACAUCAACAAAGGCCAAGGGUUCCAGGCUUACAGAGGGACAUUGAAGUUCUAAAGUCUGAAAUCUUGAAAUUUAUUUCAGAACAUGGGCAGGAAGGAUUUAUGCCUAUGAGGAAGCAACUACGUCUGCAUGGUAGGGUGGAUAUUGAGAAGGCUAUAACUCGCAUGGGCGGCUUCCGGAAGAUAGCAACGAUAAUGAACCUAUCUGCUUACAAACACCGCAAACCAAAGGGUUACUGGGACAAUUUUGAAAAUUUGCAGGAGGAGAUUAGUCGAUUCCAAAGGAACUGGGGAAUGGAUCCUUCAUUUAUGCCCAGUAGAAAGACAUUUGAGCGUGCAGGACGCUAUGAUAUUGCUCGUGCACUAGAAAAGUGGGGCGGUCUGCUUGAAGUUUCUCGCCUUCUGUCUCUUAAGGUGAGACAUCGAGGCAGACAAGGCACACUUGCCAAGGACAAGAGAACUGAUCAUGUAGAAUCAUCACCUCAAGUAUAUGAUGCGAACAAGACCCCAUUUAAACCCUGUAUUUCUCAAGAUACACAUAAGUGGCUUUCCAAGCUAAAACAUAUGGACAUAAACUGGGUAGAGUAAAUAUCGCUUAGCUGGCACCUCUCUUUUCAUUUUACAGCUGAGGUUUCCACUCCUCAAAUGGAUGUCUGAAUGGAUUGAUUCCCAUCUCAAAUAUUCUUUUGCAACGUAGUUGCAAGUUUAAGAGAAUAUAAAACGUUGCAUGGCCUUAUUAUUUA